Camellia sinensis is the source of this 2493-nucleotide messenger RNA. Its product is annotated as protein AGENET DOMAIN (AGD)-CONTAINING P1. NCBI's taxonomy places the organism in Eukaryota, Viridiplantae, Streptophyta, Magnoliopsida, Ericales, Theaceae. The record is from RefSeq and is a predicted model, not a curated record.
CUCUCUCUCUCAUCACUUUCUCUCUCAAUACGUAUAAUUAGGGUUUGAUGCGCAAUGCCGGCGGCGAGACAUUUCGACAAGGGUGACAAAGUAGAGGUGAACAGGGACGACGACGACGACGCGUCUCUGUGGUUCCCGGCGAUCGUAAUCCGAUCAGUGCCGGUGAAGCACAGGGGCCAGAUUUACGUGGAGUACGAGACUCUCAACUCCUCCGGCUCCGCCGAUGACGAGACUCAGACCAAACGCCUCAGAGAGUACGUCUCUGCUGCCAAAGUCAGGCCUUCGCUUCCUAUAGAGCUCCACCGGUACUUCAAGGUUGGAGACAAUGUCGACGCAUUUCGCCGGAACGCCUGGCGUCAAGGAACAAUUGAUGACAUACUUGAGAAUUCCAAGUACUCUGUCUCGUUCGUCGGCGGAGUUCAUGAGAAGGCUGAGUUCGAACUGUGGAAUUUGCGGCUUCAUCGCGAUUGGGAUGAUGGCUCCUGGAUUCCCCCUCUCGACCUACAGCUACAGGGAAAGUCAUCUGAGUUGGAUAUGAAACGCAGAGAGUUGAAACUCAGGAUUAAGUAUAGCGGAAGAGCAUCAGAAGCAAAAUUCAGCAAGGGAACAAUGGUUGAGGCCAGAAGCAACAAAGAAGGAUACCAGGGUUCUUGGUACACUGCUGUUAUUAUUGACUCAAUAGGGAAUGACAAGUUCUUGGUGGAAUACCAGACACUCUGGACACAUGGUGAAACUGAGCUCCUCAAAGAAAAUGUUGAUGCUUCUUUCAUCAGGCCUUGUCCCUCUGAGAUUCCACAGAUCAACCAUUUUGACAAGUUUCAAGAAGUUGAUGCUUGGUAUAAUGAUGGGUGGUGGGUGGGUCAUAUCUUCAAAGUUCUUGAUGAAUGCAAGUACAUAGUCCAUUUGGGGAGCACAGAUGAGGAAAUCACGCUUGAACAUUCUAAAUUGAGGCCUCAUCAAGAGUGGAUUGAUGGUAAAUGGGUUGCUACUUCCAGGAGUGCAUCUGAGUUGGAAUUGAAGUCCAGAGCGAGAGAGCUAAAAUUCAAGACAAAGUACAGUGGAACAACUUCAGAAGCAAAUUUCAGCAAUGGGACAAUGGUGGAGGUCAAAAGCAAUGAAGAAGGUUACCAUGGUUCUUGGUACACUGCAGUAAUUGUUGGCUCAAUUGGGAAGGACAAGUUCUUGGUCGAAUACCAGACACUGAAAACAGAGGAUGAAACUGAACUCCUUAAGGAAAAGGCAGAUGCUUUACACAUUAGGCCUUGUCCUCCUGUUAUACAACGGCUGGACCGUUUCAAACUUUUAGAGAAAGUCGAUGCAUGGUAUAAUGAUGGAUGGUGGGUGGGUCUUAUCUACAGAGUUCUUCCUGGCUUAAAUUAUGCUGUCUAUUUCUGGAACACCAAUGAGGUAUUAGAAUUUGGUCAUUUUAAUCUGAGGCCUCAUCAAGAAUGGAUUGCCGGAAAAUUUGUUGCUGAUUUCAUGAGAAGGUCAUCUGAGUUGCCACUGAAGCCCAGACCAGGAAAGUUGAAGAGGCAGAAUGAUUUGAGAGCACUGGAGCCAAACUGCUUUACCAAGGGAAUGAAGGUUGAAGUCAGAAGUGAUGAAGAAGGUUACUCAGAUUCUUGGUACCCAGCAGUUAUUAUAGGCUCUAAAGGGACUGGGAAGCAUUUGGUAGAAUACAGGACACUGAAAACUGGUAAUGAAAUGGAACUCCUUAAAGAAGAGGCUUAUGCUUUGUUCAUAAGGCCUUGCCCUCCUGUAAUUCAACGUGUUGAUCCUUAUGAACCAUUUGAAGAAGUUGAUGCUUGGUAUAAUGAUGCGUGGUGGAUUGGAGGUGUCUCCAAAGUCUUCCAGGGCUCAAAGUAUGCGGUCUACAUCAGGAGCACUAAUGAGGUAUUGGAAUUUCAACAUUCUGAUUUGAGGCCUCAUCAAGAUUGGACUGACGGUAAAUGGGUGGUCCAUUUGAGGGGUCGAAAGUCAUGAAAAUUGAAUGAAGUGUGAAAGGUUAUUCAUGCAAGCUUGCAACCUUAAAUUGCAGAGAAGGUGUUCAAACAACAUCGAUAAAUCAUUAGCCAAAUUUUAUUGGAAUUGAUGGUCUUAAUGGUUUCAGUAGCUGAGCCGAUAGGUGUAGCAUUUUACUUACUAAUAAUUAACCGACGCCUCUGGAAUGAUGUGCUGAAACUUGGUUGCUCUUGUAAAUUUGGUGUCUAGAUAUAUCUCGAGUUGUGUACAGCUAUCAGCCCUUUUGUGAUCAGAGUAUGUACUUCUCACAACAGUUUAGCCCUAGGAUGGGGAGUUUUUAGAAUAUGGCAUGAAUAUUGCUCAAAUCUGAUUUUGGAAACAAGUUUAGGCCAAGUAGGGGAUUUUUUUUUAUUUCUUUUAUGCAGCUAUACUUUGCUAUCACUUCUGAAUUGUUCUAGUGAAAAACAGGAAAGAAGUUGUCCAUAACUUAAUAUUCAAGAAAAUGUGAAAACAUAUGAAAAAUGAAUAGGA